CUUUUUACCCAAAUUUAUAGAGCUUUGACUGGAGACGCCAUGUUGGUGUGCCCCGGAUGGCUGUCGUAAAAGAACAGAAACAUCAGUCAUUGAGUUUUGCCUUUAAACCCAACAGUUAUUAAUAGAGUAGAGCUCCAGAAAUUCGACUUAUGCAAGGACUGUUGAUUUAAGUAAGUCGUCUUUUGACGUACCUAGUCGCCAUUUUUAUGUCACGCAGCGCAAGUGCAAGUGGGUGGAAAUUCAAACAACGAAAAAUAUUGACAGAGUAACAACGUCACCCGUGUGAACCGGCGAUUCAAAUUUCGAGAGGAAGUGAGAAACGUCUGCUUUGAUCAAAUUGUCAAGACAGUCACUGCAAACGACAGUGAUUGAGCUAAAAGAAUGGCUGUAGACGAACGCUUCAGUGUUGUCGACUAUGUGGUGUUCGCCGUCAUGUUACUGCUCUCGGCGCUGAUCGGAAUAUGGUACGGCUGCGGACCUGGUGGAAGACAAAACACCACCGCGGAAUAUCUUCUGGGAGACCGCCAAAUGAAAAGCUGGCCAAUCGCUAUAUCUAUCCUGGUGUCUUUUCUCUCAGCAAUAUCUCUACUGGGCUUGCCGGGAGAGAUAUACACUUAUGGAACUCAGUUUUAUGUUGUGAUUUUGAGCUACGUUUUGGUUUGCGCAGCCGUAAGUACUGUGUACAUUCCAAUGUUUAGACGGAUCAAGAUCAUUUCUGUUAACGAGUACCUUGAAAGACGUUUUUCUUUUGGAGUUAGAAUACUGGGCAGCGGUUUCUUCAUACUUUCCAUAACGUUGUACCUGUUCGUGGCACUGUUUGCUCCAUCGCUGGCACUGGAAGCUGUUGCAGGCAUCCCUCUGACAGUUUCUAUCCUGGCCACUGGCGCUGUUUGUACGUUUUACACAUCUCUGGGUGGUCUGAAGGCCGUGGUAUGGACAGAUGUGUUUCAGUCGGUGAUUAUGCUGGCAGGUCUCGUCAUUGUCGCCGUUACGGGAAGCAUAGAGGUCGGAGGUCUCCAAAAAGUCUGGGAAAUCAAUCAAAAACAUGGACGAAUCCACUUUUUUGACUUCAACCCAGACCCCAGGGUUCGAAACACGUUCUGGACUCUCACCAUGGGAGGGACUAUUGCUCUGUUGCCAGGUUGGGCUGUGACUCAGCAUUUUGUUCAGCGAUAUCUUGCGGUGAAGACGCUCAGGGAUGCUAGAAGAGCGCUGUGGUUGAACAUCCCAGGCCUGUUUCUCGUGGUAACUAUCUGCGUGCUGGACGGAAUGGUGAUAUUUGCCACUUACGCUGACUGUGAUCUUAGAGAACAAAGAAAGAUCACUAGAGGAGACCAGGUUCUGCCAUAUUUCGUUAUCAACAAACUUGGACACCUGAAAGGCCUUCCGGGAAUGUUUACUGCCUGUCUUUAUGGCGCUGCCCUCAGCACAAUAUCAUCUGCACUGAAUGCGAUGUCUUUAGUGACUCUAGAGGACAUAAUUAAGAAGAAGAUACCUCUAACUGACGCACAGGCCACUAAAAUCAGCAAAGUCGUGGCGGUUACAUUUGGUGGAAUAGUAAUGGCUGGAGCAUUUGCUGUAAAAUACACUGGUACAAUGGUGCUACAGCUUGCCUACAGCAAUGCGGGUAUCUGCGGCGGAGCCUUACUUGCAGCGAUCACACUCGGAAUGUUUGUGCCAAGGGUUAACUCAAAGGGCGUGUACCUGGGAGUGUUUGCUGGGUUUGCACUAUCCUUGUGGGUGUUCAUUGGUUCCGUUUUCUAUCCGCCUGAUACGAACCCAGCGGAGCGCUCGGUCAGAGGAUGCCAGUUCUAUCUGGAUGCGCAAGCCUGCGCAGCAAAUAUCACUUUGCCGUGCAACAACCGUUCAAUGGGGAUUCUGGCCAAGUAUGAUGACGGAUUGGUUAGAAACCUGUACAAGCCAUAUACAAAUAAACCAAUAGCUGACCUCUACAGCUUGUCAUAUCUGUGGAUUUCUGGCUUGUCGUUUGGUGUGGCAAUUGUUGUUGGAGUGAUCGCGAGUUUCGCUCUGGAAACUAAACAAGACCGACUCAAGAAAGUGGAUCCCAUGUUACUCUUCCCGACAAAGGUUUGGUUACGUGGAUUUUUGCCUGGUUACAAAUUCACUUGGGAAGAUGAAGCUAAUAAUUUCAGCGAUAAAAUUGACGUCGAGAAAAAGGACCCAGACAAAGUACCAGAUGACCAAAUGAACGAUAACCAGUCAAACCAGGACACAAAAUUGUGAUACAGUGUAUUAUCAUGCAUAUCGUUGACAGUCUGAGGCCAGGUCCACACUACGCCAGAGGAAAUUGAAAAUUGGAGAUUUAUUUCUAAGGUUAGGCCUACCGUCCACACUAA
Messenger RNA from Orbicella faveolata, 2357 nucleotides. Its product is annotated as sodium-coupled monocarboxylate transporter 1-like. Gene Ontology annotation, molecular function: symporter activity. Gene Ontology annotation, biological process: sodium ion transport; transmembrane transport. Gene Ontology annotation, cellular component: membrane. NCBI's taxonomy places the organism in Eukaryota, Metazoa, Cnidaria, Anthozoa, Scleractinia, Merulinidae. The record is from RefSeq and is a predicted model, not a curated record.